UUAAACGUUAUUACCGUUCUUUUCCGUGCCCUAAACCCGCCACACCGCCGCCAUUCAACGCCCGCUCUAAUACGACGGAUUCCAUCGCCACCAGUUUCUUCUACCGUCAUCAGGUAAAAGCACGUCCAAAUUUUAUCAUCAUCUAGCUCAUCGACUUUCUUUCCAGUCACCACCGUCCACUUCCACGAAGUAGCCAUCGCCCGCAGCCUUUGAAGCUUGACCGUUUUCCCUUUUAGGGUUUGGAAACGAGAUGGAAACAAGAAGAUGGGCGGCCAUCGUUUUACUUUUAGUUUUCCUUAAGAAUUUAUUUAUAUGAUUUCCGGAAAUUUUCUUAAUGGAGAAAGCUUUCGAAUGCUAUUAGUUGAUACAAUUUAUUAAUUUUUGCAGAAAGAAGACUUAAUUUUUGUUUUAUUGUGAUGAUUACCCUGACGAAGACGGGGAGUGUAACCAAAUAUGCUGAAGAUCAUCCAGAACAUCUUGUUGUCCUUCUAGUGGACAUAUUAAUUUGGGAGGACUAAAGAAGAAUAUACAAGUUUGAAAAAAAAAUACGUCUUUUUUUUGGGGAUGUUGAUCGCAACAUUCUUCAUGAGGUUUUGCAAGUCGAAGCCCCGAUUACCAACAAAACUCAUUUCCAGGCCAUGCAAUAAUCAACUCACAAGCCAACAUUAUCAACUUAAUGAGGAUGGUAAUUUUCAUGGAUUUAUUUGCAAAAAACUUUAUACUGAAGCUAGUGCUACAUCUAGCCUCUACAGUGGUGAAAAUACUAGUUCUGGUUCUCAGGUGAAAAGCAUUUCCCUUUCUUGUACAGAAAUUCUGGAUACUGAUGAUCGUUCAAAUUUGAAAGUGCUACUCAUGAUCCAGAACAUCUUCAAAUCAAAUGAAGAUCCUCAUGAUAUAGAGUCAGCAAUCAAUAAAUGUAAGCUUACCCUUACUGAGGAUUUGGUCAUCCAGGUCCUUCGGAGGCAUAACUCUGAUUGGAAGUCUUCCUUUUUCUUUUUUAAUUGGGCAUCCAGACAAAAAGGUUAUAGUCAUGGAUGGAGAUCCUAUAAUGAAAUACUUGAUAUUCUUGGACGGAUGAAACAAUUAGAACUGAUGCAACAAGUUUUUGACGAAGUACCGAAGGAGAGAAUGGCUGCAGUGAUUACUGAGAGAACAUUUGCAAUUCUAAUGAACAGAUAUGCAGCAGCUCAUAAAGUAGAAUCAGCCAUUCAAGUGUUUUACAAGAGAAAAGAUUAUGGCUUUGAAGAUCAGAUGCUUGCUUUUCAAACACUUUUGAUGUCUCUUUGCAGGUAUAAACAUGUUGAAGAGGCAGAAGCUCUCUUUCUUAAAAAGCAAGAUGAGUUUCCUCCUGUUAUUAAAAGCCAGAACAUAAUUCUUAAUGGCUGGUGUGUUUUGGGAAAUUCACGCGAAGCCAAAAGGUUUUGGAAUGACAUAAUAUCUUCAAAGUGCAAACCAGAUUUGUUCACAUAUGGCAUUUUCAUCAAUUCAUUGACUAAGGCUGGAAGGCUUGGCACAGCGGUGAAGCUUUUUGCUGCUAUGCGAAAGAAUGGGUACAAUCCGGAUGUGGCAAUUUGUAAUUGCAUCAUUGAUGCUCUCUGUUUCAAAAAGAGGAUCCCAGAAGCUCUUGGAGUAUUUAAUGAGAUGAAUGAACCUGGUUGCCUUCCUGAUGUUGCUACAUAUAAUUCUCUCAUAAAACACCUCUGCAAGAUUAGAAGAAUGGAGAAAGUAUUUGAGCUUUUAGAUGAGAUGGAGAAAAGGGGAUGCCUCCCGAAUGCUAGAACAUAUUCCUAUAUUCUGAAAACAACAAGAAAGCCUGAAGAAGUUACUGAGUUACUGCAUAAAAUGGAGAGAUCUGGCUGCAAAAUAAAUGGGGACACUUAUAAUUUAGUAUUAAACCUUUAUUCUCGGUGGAACUACCAGGAAGGUGUCCAUUCUGUUUGGGCUGAGAUGGAGAAAAAGGGCGUUGGUCCUGAUCAACGGUCUUACACCAUUAUGGUUCAUGGAUUAUAUAACAGCGGGAAUUUUGAUCAGGCUCUGCAGUACUUCAGCAAAAUGAGCUCAAAAGGAAUGAUUGUAGAGCCACGAACGAAGUUACUAGUUGAAGCAAUCCACUUGAAAGAAGGAAAUCUUGCUAAGCUAGACUUGUCACUUUAGUCUUCUUUUGCUGCGAUGGGACAGGACUUUCACUGUUUAAUUAUUGUCAAGUGAUAUGAAUGAAGGUAUCCUUUGAAGAACCACUGGGCAUAUAAUUCUCAUCUUUGAAGCUAUUACAUUUGUCAUCUCUAACGACUUAAUUGAUACCAGAAUUUGGUUCAUGCACUUUCAACCAUGAUUUUCUUCAUAUAUAGAGAUAACUUUGCCUCUUUGUCAAUACAAAGACUUGGGAAUAUGCCUCCUUUUUGCAUGGACAGCCGGCUUGACUCCCUUUCGCAGCCUUUUGAAGAGGAUGGGUCCUCUUUUCACACAUGGAUGACUACGCCUCCUCUUUGGCUUAUAAACUCUAGUGACGCUUGGAUGAAGAGAACUCUUUGCUUGAUGGCUUUCAGGGAGACACUGAGAUAAAAACUCCAUUUGAUUAGUAUCGCUUGCUGACCAAAUCAAAGUCAAAAGACUUAUUUUUACAUAUCUAUCAUUUGAUUGAGUAAAGAUAGUGCCGCCAAAUCAAAGUCAAAAGACUUGUUUUUACAUACUCAUCGAUUGUCCAUCAAAGUGGUGGGUCUAACGACUAUCUAUUAAGAAAACCUGGCGAGCUCCUCCACCUCCAAGCUCGCCUGAACUCAUCAAGCUUCUCCGCUGAGCUCGCUUGUACUCAUCGAGCUCUUCCUUCAAGCUCACACAUACUCGUCAAACCUGUUCGUUGAGCUCGCCUGCAAUUCUCAAGCUUCACCACCGAGGUCCAUCCUUCGAGAUCGCCGACAUGGUAGAAGGAAUGAGACUUUGACCCAUCACUAUUAAUGCUCAUUUACGAACCGUCUGACCUCUAUGGAGUUAUCUUUUCAACAACAAAUCUCAAUAGAUUGCGUACAGUACGACCUCUAUCCUGGAACUACAUCCCUCUUCACCUCCUCUACUCAUCUCACGAGGUCUCUUCCACAUUGUAUGAAUUCAUAAACUUUAUGGGAGCAAGUGUUAAAAGAAUUCAACAAUGACAUUGAUGAUGACAACUUAUCUUUCUUUCAUGUUAUUAUGAAUGAUUUUGUUUUGUAC
This is a messenger RNA of Phalaenopsis equestris, 3207 nucleotides long. Its product is annotated as putative pentatricopeptide repeat-containing protein At3g15200. The transcript is spliced from 7 exons. Lineage: Eukaryota; Viridiplantae; Streptophyta; Magnoliopsida; Asparagales; Orchidaceae. Bases 565 to 2154 code for a protein of 529 amino acids. Gene Ontology annotation, molecular function: protein binding. The record is from RefSeq and is a predicted model, not a curated record.